Molecule: messenger RNA, 3886 nt
Organism: Juglans regia (Persian walnut)
Lineage: Eukaryota; Viridiplantae; Streptophyta; Magnoliopsida; Fagales; Juglandaceae
Product: probable sucrose-phosphate synthase 2
Exons: 12
Coding region: 508-3708 (1066 amino acids)
Biological process (GO): sucrose metabolic process
Molecular function (GO): sucrose synthase activity; sucrose-phosphate synthase activity
Source: RefSeq, a predicted model, not a curated record
AACUUCUUAGUUUCUAGCAUUAGCCAAUGCCCCACUCCUACUGGGCCCUGGCACCAAAGCUCUCCCCCAGCUCAAAAACACAAAUCCCCAAAAAGAUACGCUCUUUACCUCCUCGCAUGUUUUUACUUUGCCUCUCUUAUUUAAUUCCCCAUUUUCUCUUUUAUUUUCCAAGAAAAUCACUAGGAAAGUACAAAGAAAACAUGUGACAGCAUCGUCAAGUUGUGUAUUUUCAUCUCACUCCUCAUAGGAAACCUUCCUCCUUUGACACGGAAUUCAAUGAUAUCUAAAAGUUGUCUCUUUCAACUUCUAGAGUCUCAUACUAUUGGAAGAACGAUAUAACCAAAAACCCAAAUUUUCUUCUCGAGGAAAUCACCGGAAAAAGAAGAGAAAAUCACAGAACUGUUUGCAUGUUAUGUUUAUGACCCAACGACAUAUGGUCUUGAAUCUUUUGAUAUAGGAAAACCAGAUUUUUCUUUUGCUAGAAAGUAAGCGAGAAAGUGAGAGAAAAUGGCAGGUAAUGAGUGGAUUAAUGGGUACCUAGAGGCCAUACUGGACAGUGGGGCUCCGGCAAAAGAUGAGCAGAAGCCGACGCCGGUGACUCCGAGGGAUACCGGCCAUUUCAAUCCGACCAAGUACUUUGUGGAGGAGGUGGUGACGGGUGUAGAUGAGUCUGACCUGCACCGGACGUGGAUCAAGGUGGUCGCCACCCGAAACACCCGGGAGCGGAGCUCCAGGCUUGAGAACAUGUGCUGGCGCAUUUGGCACCUUGCCCGCAAGAAGAAACAGUUGGAAUGGGAGGAACUUCAACGUUUGGCAAACCGAAGAUGGGAGCGAGAACAAGGACGCAAGGAUGCAACAGAAGACAUGUCCGAGGAUUUGUCAGAAGGAGAAAAGGGGGACGGUUUGGGGGAGAUGGUGAAUUGUGAUACUCCCAGGAAAAGGUUCCAGCGAAACAUCUCAAAUUUGGAAGUAUGGUCAGAUGACAAAAAGGAAAAGCGGCUUUAUAUUGUUCUUAUCAGUUUACAUGGUUUGGUCCGGGGAGAAAACAUGGAGCUUGGUCGAGAUUCUGAUACUGGUGGACAGGUCAAAUAUGUGGUUGAGCUUUCUCGUGCACUUGCAAGGAUGCCUGGGGUGUAUAGGGUAGACCUUUUUCCCCGCCAAAUCUCAUCACCUGACGUUGAUUGGAGCUAUGGGGAGCCAACAGAGAUGUUAACUGCAGGCCCUGAAGAUGGUGAUGGUAAUGAUUUUGGAGAGAGUAGUGGGGCAUACGUUAUAAGAAUUCCAUUUGGUCCCCGCGAUAAAUACCUCCGAAAAGAACUGCUUUGGCCAUAUGUUCAAGAAUUUGUAGAUGGAGCUCUGGCUCACAUUCUUAACAUGUCAAAAGUUUUGGGUGAACAAAUUGGUCAUGGCCAUCCAGUAUGGCCAUAUGUAAUUCAUGGACAUUAUGCGGAUGCUGGCGAUAGUGCAGCUCUUCUUUCAGGUGCUUUAAAUGUCCCAAUGGUACUGACAGGACACUCUCUUGGGAGAAACAAGCUGGAACAGCUUCUUAAGCAGGGGCGUCAAUCAAAGGAGGACAUCAAUUCAACAUACAAGAUAAUGAGGAGGAUAGAAGGAGAGGAACUUUCCCUUGAUGCUGCUGAACUUGUUAUUACAAGCACUAAACAGGAAAUUGACGAGCAAUGGGGACUUUAUGAUGGUUUUGAUGUCAAACUUGAGAAAGUGUUGCGUGCCCGUGCUAGACGUGGGGUUAAUUGCCAUGGUCGAUACAUGCCAAGGAUGGUGGUUAUUCCUCCUGGAAUGGACUUCAGCAAUGUCGUGGUUAAUGAAGAUGAUGUUGAUGGUGAACUCAUACAACUGACUGGAGGUACUGAUGGGUCUUCUCCGAAAGCAAUUCCACCAAUAUGGUCAGAAGUGAUGAGGUUUCUUACAAAUCCUCACAAGCCAAUGAUCUUGGCAUUAUCAAGGCCAGAUCCAAAAAAGAACAUAACCACUCUUUUGAAAGCUUUUGGCGAGUGCCGUCCCAUGAAAGAUCUUGCUAAUCUUACACUCAUAAUGGGGAAUAGGGAUGAUAUAGAUGAGAUGUCUGGUGGAAAUGCUAGUGUGCUUACAACGGUGUUGAAAAUGAUUGAUAAGUAUGACCUCUAUGGGCAAGUAGCUUACCCAAAGCAUCACAAGCAAUCGGAUGUUCCAGAGAUAUACCGGCUUGCAGCAAAAACAAAGGGAGUCUUCAUAAAUCCAGCAUUGGUGGAGCCUUUUGGGCUAACCCUGAUUGAGGCAGCAGCACAUGGGCUUCCAAUGGUGGCUACAAAAAAUGGUGGACCAGUUGACAUUCAUCGGGCCCUGAAUAAUGGUUUGCUUGUGGACCCCCAUGAUGAUCAAGCAAUUGCUUCUGCACUGCUUAAAUUGUUGUCAGAGAAGAACUUAUGGAAUGACUGCAGAAAGAAUGGUCUGAGGAACAUACACUUGUUCUCAUGGCCUGAACACUGCCGAACCUAUUUGACUAGGGUAGCAGCCUGUCGCAUGAGGCACCCACAAUGGCAAACUGAUACUCCAGAGGAUGACAUGGCUGCUGAUGAGUCUCUCAAUGAUUCACUCAAGGAUGUACAAGAUAUGUCACUUAGGCUCUCAGUUGAUGGGGAAAAAUCUUCACUGAAUGGAUCUCUUGACUUAGCUGUGGCAACUGGUGACCCAGAGCUGCAAGACCGAGUGAAACAAGUCCUGAGCAGGAUAAAGAAGCCUGAAUCUGCCCCAAAAGAUUUUGAAAGCUCCCAUAAGUUGCUUGAGAAUGUGGCAAGCAAGUAUCCCAUGUUGAGGCGGAGACGUAGGUUAAUAGUUAUCGCACUUGAUUGUUAUGACUGCAAUGGAGCUCCUGAACAAAAUAUGAUUCAGAUAGUGCAAGAAAUAAUUAGGUCUGUUCGUUUAGACUCUCAAACAGCAAGAGUCUCUGGCUUUGCUUUAUCAACGGCUAUGCCGAUGUCUGAGACAGUAGAGUUUUUGAUGUCAGGGAAUAUUCAAGUAAAUGAGUUUGAUGCUUUGAUUUGUAGUAGUGGUAGCGAAGUGUACUACCCUGGCACUUAUUCCGAAGAAGAUGGAAAACUCUUGCCUGACCCAGAUUAUGCAUCACAUAUUGAUUAUCGUUGGGGUUGUGAAGGUUUAAAGAAAACCAUUUGGAAGCUGAUAAAUACAUCUGAAGGUGGAGAAAACUCCUACGAGUCUUCCAGCCCCAUUCAGGAGGAUCUGAAAUCAAGCAAUGCGCAUUGCAUCUCAUACUUAAUAAAGGAUCCUAGAAAGGCAAAGAAAGUGGACGAUUUGAGGCAGAAGCUUAGGAUGCGGGGGCUACGUUGCCAUUCAAUGUACUGCAGGAACUCAACAAGACUGCAAACUAUUCCUCUCCUAGCAUCUAGAGCACAGGCUCUGAGAUACUUUUUUGUCCGCUGGAGAUUGAAUGUUGCAAACAUGUAUGUGAUCCUCGGUGAAAGCGGAGACACUGAUUAUGAGGAACUGAUAUCUGGGACUCAUAAGACCAUAAUCAUGAGAGACGUGGUAGCUAAGGGUUCGGAAGAAUUGCUCAGAACAUCAGGAAGUUACCAUAGGGACGACAUUGUUCCUAGUGAAAGCCCAUUGAUCAGCACAAUUAGUGGGAAAGGAAAGUCGGAUGAGCUUGCCAAUGCCUUGAAGCAACUCUCCAAAGCUGCUGCUGGAAUGUAAGGUGGUAGGUAGCCUAUAUUCUUUGUUGAACACAGUUAUCUUUUUUAUAAUGACAUGAAAUUAUCUGUCACUGGAAGCAUUUUUUGAUGUGGGUUUUAUGGCAAAAUGUAGCUAGAUAAUACCUCCCAUUGUCACAAGAUGCUUAUGUUGAUAAAAAAAAAGAGUAAUGCUACAUGUA